Messenger RNA from Anisakis simplex (herring worm), 387 nucleotides. The record is from the annotation of a GenBank genome assembly. Lineage: Eukaryota; Metazoa; Nematoda; Chromadorea; Rhabditida; Anisakidae.
AUUUUAUUGUUAGAACACGAUUCGUUGUACAUAGCAUUCACGAUAUAUCCUGGUGUGACGUCGUUCAUGGACAUGAUGGGUGGACCGUUGUGGGCAGCGCUCUUCUUUGCGAUGCUCACGCUUUCGGCACUUGACGCCGAAUUUGCAUGGAUAGAAAUGAUCAUUUCAUCAGUGUUGAAAAAGUUCGAUAAAGCCAACAGACAUACUGAAAUUCGACUCGUUGUUGGACUUUGUUUCUUCUGCUUCAUUUGCGGUCUUCCGCUCACCACGCGAGGUGGUAUUUUCAUAUUCCAUUCGAUUGAAAACCUCAAUGCCAACUGGAAUUCAUUCUCACUGAGUCUUUUACUGGUUGUUAUUGUUUGCUACAUUUAUGGUAAGUUCAGUUGA